Molecule: messenger RNA, 1289 nt
Organism: Phyllostomus discolor (pale spear-nosed bat)
Lineage: Eukaryota; Metazoa; Chordata; Mammalia; Chiroptera; Phyllostomidae
Product: growth-regulated protein homolog
Exons: 3
Coding region: 22-615 (197 amino acids)
Biological process (GO): chemokine-mediated signaling pathway; antimicrobial humoral immune response mediated by antimicrobial peptide; neutrophil chemotaxis
Cellular component (GO): extracellular region
Molecular function (GO): chemokine activity; CXCR chemokine receptor binding
Source: RefSeq, a predicted model, not a curated record
GACUUCCUUCCCGAACGAAGAAUGAAAUGCAGCUCCGGGAAUUUCCCGGGCCCGGGGGCUGCCAGCUUCGCUCCCUUAAUGUGGAUAAAAAGGGUUCGUCCGCCUCCCGGAGCCACAGAUCGUGCUCAGCCAGCUCUCCCGCUAGCUCUCGCGCUCCAGGCACUGCUGCCCAGACCCACGGAGUUGAGCACCAUGGCCCGCACUGCGACCGCUGCCGUUUCCUGCGCUCCUGGACUCCUUCGGGCUGCGCUGCUGCUCCUGCUCUUGGUCACCUCCUGCCAGCACGCUGCAGGUGAGACUUGGAGACCUGGGAUUCCAAGAACGGUACGGGGGACGACGGGUAGGUGCCCCUGGGGGACAGCUCCCCUAACCGAGUCUGUUGUCCCCAAAGGGGUUCCCGUGGGCCAUGAACUACGUUGCCAGUGCGUCCAGACUUUGCAGAGAAUUCCCUUCAAGCUCAUCCAGAGUGUAAAAGUCACACCCCCAGGAGCCUCUUGCGACCACACGGAAGUCAUAGCCACGCUCAAGAAUGGACAGAAAGCUUGUCUCAACCCUGAAGCCCCUGUGGUUAAGAAUAUGAUUGAAAAGAUGCUAAACAAGGGCAGCACCAACUGACCUAGAGAGAAGCAGCUCCUGGUGUUGGCUCCUGAAAGGAGGUCCCUGCCCUGAGGGGACUGAAAAUGAAGAAGGGACCCAUGACUCCCUGCCACAGACACAAAGGGAUUACUGUGCUUGACUUUUUUAUUGAUCUGAGGUCUAUUUAUUUAUCUGUGUAUUUAUUUUUGAAAGCCUGUGUUUUAACAUUGUACAUGUUAGUAUUUAAAGGUGUGGAAGGUGUGAAUGUGUUUAACUGAAGGUAACUCAGUUCUGAUUGUUAUUUAUUUGAAGAUGUUGGAUUUUAAGUGUCUCAUUAAACUAAUGUUUAUUGGGAGACCAUUAAGUGCCAGGCACUGUGAUAGAGGUGGAGAAGGAGCUACGGGGGAGGGGAGUCUAAGCAAUUGGACAGUGAAAUCACUUACUAGGGUCAGGGAAAGUGUGUGCACAUCUACUUUUGUACUUGUUUAGAAGAAUGUUAUUUAUUCUUUAUUGAAACCAUUUCACAUUAAGUGGUCAACAUUUUUCUGUUGAAGCUUCCCUUGGACAUUUUAUGUCUUGCUUGUAAGGCAUAAUGCCUUGUUUCAUGCUCAUUUUGCCAUGAUUUCUUUGUCUUAGAACAGAGAAGGUAAAACUACUGUUACAUUUUUACAAAUGACAUGAAAAUAAAAGUUUUGCAAAAUAUAACAUGUUUA